Molecule: messenger RNA, 1995 nt
Organism: Pogoniulus pusillus (Red-fronted tinkerbird)
Lineage: Eukaryota; Metazoa; Chordata; Aves; Piciformes; Lybiidae
Exons: 10
Coding region: 254-1783 (509 amino acids)
Biological process (GO): N-acylphosphatidylethanolamine metabolic process
Cellular component (GO): cytoplasm
Molecular function (GO): A2-type glycerophospholipase activity; glycerophospholipid phospholipase A1 activity
Source: RefSeq, a predicted model, not a curated record
UUCUGGGUCUCUCUCUGAGAGGAGGUUGGAGUGAGCUGGGGAUUGGUCUCUCCUUACUAACAGGUGAUAGGAUGAGAGGAAAUGGUCUCGGGCUCCCCCCAGGGGUUGUGUAGAUUUGGCAUCAGCAGAGUUGGAGGUCACUCAUCACUGCCCUCCGGGAAAGGAACCUCUGGAAAGCACAGCAAGAGGAAACCAACACACAUCCAACAGGCUCACAGCCUCUUGUGCCACACUUAAUUGCCAUGCAAGAGGGAUGCCAAAGCUGCCAGCACUCUGCUCCAGCCCCCAACCAGGGAACCCCUGCCAGCACCCAUAUACUUGUGGCACUCAGCACCAGAGGUGGAGGAAUGGCCAGACCAGGACUCAUAGGAUCCACUCCAGGGUGCUCAGCCGUGGGGACAGGGGCAGGUCGCAGGCAGCAGGAAAGGUCAGUUUGGAUCCAGCACCUCCGGGCAUAACCCACCCCUGCUACAUUUCUGACGGCCAGGUGCCAGCAGCCCAGCCCAUCACCACCUUCAUCCCAGGAAGUUCACAGGCGGAUACUGCGAUGUCAAGAAGUUCUGUGAGAUCGAGUGAGUCAAUCCAGUUUCUGUGGUUCAAGAGCCUGCCUGGGUAUGGGAAGCUCUUUUAUGCUGUGUCAGAGAGAGAAAUACAGCCUGGGGACAUUGUGCUUGUCCCCAUAGAGGACUGGCGCCACCUCGACUUUCUCUUCAAGCACGCAGCUGUGUACCUUGGGGAUGGAGAGGUCAUACACUUCCAGGGACGCGGUGAUAAGAAUGGGGUGGGUGUGGCCAGCAAGCAAGGCUUCGAGGCUAUGAAAAAGGAAAGAGGGAAAUACAAGAUUUACCGGAAAAGAGGUGGGAUCGACCUGGAUGAAUUCCAGAGCAGAGUCAAGGAGGCGAUGAACAGCGAAGCCAAGUACCACACAGUCUAUAACAACUGCAUCCACUUUGCCCUCUGGCUUCUGGGCUUGGGGAACUUCUACCAGGAACUGGUGGAAAUCUCAAGGGAAGAUGGCAAAGAAGAGGCUAUGGCAAGCACUUCUGUAAGGCAGUAUGAGACGACUAAAUUUCUGCUGCACAAGAGAACUCCUGGCCAUGGGGAGGUCUUUGAUGUUGUGCCAGAGGGAGAAGUGCAGCCUGGAGACAUCCUGCUCUUCCCCACGGAGGACUCUGGCUCCCUUGGCUCAUUCUUCAGGCACGCAGCUGUGUACCGUGGGGAUGGAGACGUCAUACACUUCCAGGGUAAGUGCCUGAGCCCUGGCUCACGCCUGCCACAUGGCAGAGGCUGGCCCAGGGCAAUGGCGGCUCUUGGGUUCCCAGGAAUGGCUGGCAAGAGAGACAGCGGCCGGGUCACCAUGGAAGACUUGGAGGCCAUGAGAAGGGAAAGGGGGGAAUGGCGGAUUUACCGGAAAAGAGGUGGGAUCGACCGCGGCGACUUCCGCAGAAAGGUCAGGGAGGCAGUGAACAGGGACAGCAGUGCCGACCUGCCCUACAACAACUGCAUCCACUUUGCCCUCUGGCUUCUGGGCUUGGACAACCUCUACCUGCAACUGGUGGAAAUCCCUAAUGAAGAUGCAGAGGAAGGCUGUGAGUAUGAUCCGCAUCAGCUCUCUAUCUGGUAUCCCUGGAAAGGCAGUGAGGACAUCACAGGGAAUCUCCACCAAUUUUUGGCCCAGAUGGAGCUUACCCACACCCGUCCCCACCCUGACAUUGCAGGGGCAAUGUACCAUGAUCCGAUGGUCUGGCAAUGGCUACUUCACUCUGAGGAUGACCAGCCCUGACCCACACAGGAGCCUCAGCAUUGCCCCACGCACCCCAACACCUCAUCCCAGGGAAGGACCUCUGCUGCGGAGGAGCUGUUCCCUUCUGCUUGCUGGAGCUUCAUUGCCAGGCAUGAAUUAGGUGCUUCAGGAAGGCUGCCUCCAUUAAAUGUCCCCAUUCCCUCCAGCAACAUCUCCAAUGACAAUAAAGCAGAGAGCACAACAGUGCAGAA